Trichoderma citrinoviride is the source of this 1836-nucleotide messenger RNA. RefSeq lists its product as hypothetical. The record is from RefSeq and is a predicted model, not a curated record. The coding region runs from base 1 to 1836 and encodes 611 amino acids. NCBI's taxonomy places the organism in Eukaryota, Fungi, Ascomycota, Sordariomycetes, Hypocreales, Hypocreaceae. The transcript is spliced from 8 exons.
AUGUCAAGCCUUCCGAGCGUUGCGUCUCCGACAUCUAUCGAAACUCAGUUGCCUGGGUCAACUGCCUUUCUCAAUACCAGCUCUGCAGCCACUGGAGGCCCAGAUGUCUCUCCGCUGCCUUCAUCUAGUGUCAUCUUCAGCGAUUCAGCACAGGACAUCUUAACCUCGAGCAACGAUGCCCCAAACGUAGCCCCCAGUACGAUGCAUAGCCCGCCUACACAGGCCCCCAGCACUACGGGGUCGAGCUUUUCUGCGGAGGAAACCGUUGGCAGUUUCUCAACUACAGCCCCUGCGCUGCCUACGACGAUCACUGCCAGCAAUCAACCUGAGCCUUCUCCUCAGAUCGCACCCACGGUCACGCCGUCCAGCCCAACGCCGUCUUCUGCCACGAUACCAUCCCAAAGCUCGGGAGUCGGGACCGAAAUCGCACAGGAGGUUUCAUCAACACCAGCAAACCCGACGUCAACUACUCGGACUCAAGCUACAUCAGCAGCAGCCCAGCCUACCGACGAUUCGACUCAAGAGCCAGAGGUUUUCAGCGCAGAAGCUGUUGAUCCCCCAGCCAAAACUUCAGCUCUGUCUUCUAAUCCAGCAGCUUCCUCUGCUGAAGCGCCACCCUCUGCUGAGCAGCCACCAGCGGCUCCCACCGGGGCAGUCAAUCAGGUCGUAUCUGUAUCCGCCGCGUCGUCUAGUGCAUCUACCACGUCCAUCUCGGCUACAACUUCGACUCCGAUUCCGACGUCAAUCUCGGUUUCAACCUCUACAUCAGGUUCUGCAGCUAUCUUUGCAGCCCUUUCUGCGACCACUGACUCUAUCUCAAGCGGUACAUCUUCCAGCACAGCGACGGAUGCAACCUUUACCUUCCCCUCAGCUAUCAGCACGUUACCUGGCGAUGCGUCGGAAAGCAUAGACCCGGUUGGCUCAAGCUCGAAACCACCCACGGGCACCAUUGUCGGUGGCACAGUAGGCGGUAUUGCCGCUGUUGCGUUGAUUCUCAUCUUACUUUGGCUGUGGAAGAGAAGGGCCGCGGAUGGCAGACAGGGAUUGAACAAGGAUGGUGGAUUUACCGAAAAGGGCUCUUUCAUAUCAAUGGGGCAAAAGUUGGGAAUUUCUACUACGUUGAACGCGGCGAGGCGGAAACUUGGCGAGAAACUCGGAUCUCGCAACGUCAACAUGGACAGAGGAAACUCCCAGUUCCUCGAAGCGGCCAUUACCGAACCGAUCAAUGCCACGCUGCCGCCAGACCCGUUGUGCCAGCAUCCCGUCGCACCCGGAAACAGGCCAAGAGAGUUCAGAAACGGACAAGGCAUAAGUCUCGAGCCUGGCAAGCUCAACCCGUUCUCGGAUGCCAACUCAUUGAUGUCGGUUACGGCGCCGCCGCCUUCCAGCUUGGAUCCGUUCAGCGAUGACAACAUGGUGUUGCCUCCCCCUGUUUCUGCGUCAACUCGCCGGUCUAGAGGCCGAUCCUUGGGCGGGCUUGGAAGCUUCCAGGUCCCUAGGGGUCCUCCCCGGCCGCACUCUGUGCACCGAGAGUCCGUACAUGGCCUUGAAUCAACGGGUCAGAACCGCGAGUCGUUCCUCCAGCGACGUGACAGAAUCCGGUCCGACCCGUUUGACUUGGAGCUACAGCCCAACCAACUGAUACCGCCAGGAACAGCCAUCUCCACAAGGGGCAGUUCCGUGUACAGCGGCCAGUUCCAGCAGAGCUCUCGUGACAGCUAUACUUCUAGGUACGUGAGCGGCUCUAGUUUAGGCGAUUGGAGCGGUGGCGUCAAGGAAGAACCUGUUGGUUACGAAGGCAUGGUCGAGAGGGUUGACAGCCCUACUAUUGCAUGA